Lethenteron reissneri (Far Eastern brook lamprey) is the source of this 7962-nucleotide messenger RNA. RefSeq names its product neuralized E3 ubiquitin protein ligase 4 (gene NEURL4). Gene Ontology annotation, molecular function: ubiquitin protein ligase activity. The record is from RefSeq and is a predicted model, not a curated record. Lineage: Eukaryota; Metazoa; Chordata; Hyperoartia; Petromyzontiformes; Petromyzontidae.
GUCACGCUGCGCUGUGCCGGUGACGUCACGCCAUGGCGGCCUCGUUCCACCCGCGCGCGGGGCGCCUCGUCUCGCUGAGCAACGGGGGCCGCACGGCGCGGCGCCUCCGAGCCGCGCACGAGUUCAACCACGGCCUCGUGAUGAGCCGCGAGCCGCUGCGGGACGGGCAGCUCUUCCAGAUCCGCAUCGACCGCAAGCUCAACUCGUGGAGCGGCUCCCUCGAGGUGGGGCUCACAUCCCGGGACCCUGGCCAGGAAGCGAGCGAGCUGCCGAGCAGCGCCACGACGCUGCGGGGCGGCGCCUGGCUGCUGUCGGGCUCCUGCGUGUUGCACGACGCCAAGACGCUGCUCGAUGCAUACGGGCGCACGCACGCCGAUGAGUGUGUGGACCUGGACUCGCUGGAGGAGGGAGCGCUGGUUGGGGUGCAGAGGACAGCUGCAGGCGAGUUCCACGUGUGGCUCAACGGCCACGACUGUGGGGUGGCGGCCACAGGCCUCCCCUCCCCCGUGUGGGCCCUCAUAGACCUCUACGGCAAGUGCACACAGGUCACUGUUGUGGAUGAUGAACGACCACAACAGGCAGCCGAUCACCCACCAGAAGCCUCCCCCUGUCUGCCGUCUGCCGCUCCUCCGCCGGACAACGUCUCCGCAUCGCGCACGGAGAGUCGCCGCAGUGGCGCGGCGCGGCACAGCACUCGGGCGGCCUCCACCUCCUCCUUGGCGGCAGUGGCAGUGGACGCAGGGUUGACAGUGGCGGUGGACGUGCACGGCUCGGCACCACUCGGCUUCGCGCUCGCCUCGUCGUCGUCCGCCUCCCUCCUCUCGGCUCCUGCCCACUCCUGGUCCAGCCCCCCGACGCCCCAUGCGCCUGUGUCGGCCUGCAACGACGCACUGCUCUUCCACGCAAAGUGCGGUGCCCUCAUCCGCCUGAGCAACAAUCAGAAGACGGCCGAGCGGCGGCGGCCAUUGGAUGAGUUCAACAAUGGCGUCGUGCUCACGAACCGGCCGCUUCGCCAUGGAGAGACGUUUGAGAUCCGGAUAGACCGACUGGUGGACAAGUGGAGUGGCUCUCUAGAAAUUGGUGUCACGACACAUGACCCCAACAGCAUGGACUAUCCAGCCACAAUGACCAACAUGAUGUCAGGUACAAUCAUGAUGAGCGGCUGUGGGAUCCUGACAAACGGGAAGGGGACGCGGCGAGAGUACUGUGAUUUCAGCCUCGAUGAGCUGCAGGAAGGGGAUCACAUUGGCUUAAUUAGGAAAACGAAUGGCGAGCUUCACUUUUAUGUUAACGGCUUGGAUCAAGGUGUAGCGGCAUCCCAGACCGCGACCACGAUCUACGGGGUGGUGGAUCUUUAUGGAAUGGCUGCCAAAGUCACCAUUGUCCACGAACAAAAUCAUGCCGACCGUCUGAGGAGAAACACGGCCAUCAUGCGUGCGAUUUCUCCCGAGUCCACCAAUCGCAGGGCUAGGGCGACCGCUGGCGGUGCAGGCCACAGCAGCGGCCUCGCCACCGGCAGAUUGAACUCGCGUUCGGAGGCCGACACGUGCGGCACGGCACGGGCCACAGCCGCCCCCAUGCCUCUACUCGCAGGAGAGAACUUUGAUGAGAGUGUUGAUUUUUGUGGAGAUCUCGAGACACGGAGAGGGGCGGAGAGGACCACUCGAGCUGUCAGGGAACGAGAGAGAGUGAUGGACGAAGUGGGAUGGAGAGAUGAAGAGCAGGAGACAGAGAGAGAAACGCCAGAGGUGGCGGAAGGAGAGAAGAGCGCAGAAGACGACAUGAAUUCCUCGAGAGAGAGGAGGCGGGAGCAGAUAUCAGGAGGAGAUGCGUCGGGUCUGUUCGAGAGAUACGAAGAUAUUCAGAGCAGAAGAUGCAGGAAUGGAGAAGUAGGAGGAGGUAGACAGAGCCUGGCGGAUAGGGAAACCAAUAGAGACAAUUACCUGAGGUCCGAUUUGGACUAUUUUUCCAGUCUGUCCAGCUAUACGGAUUUUGGAAUCGCCUAUUGCCGAGCUCAUGCCACAAGAGAAAACUUGCUCCGCUCUGCACGUAGCAGAGAAUUGCAGGUGGAGAGAGAGCUAAAUCGGGAAGAGGAGAUGGACACGGGCAGACAGGUGGAGAUAGAAAGUGACAGAGGGAGACUUUUGCCAGAACUGAAUUUGCCUACAAAUCUUUCCGACGCAAGGCAUCUCAUUGCUCACACGAACGUGCGGUUAGCCGCGUCGUGGAGAGAGAGGGGGGGAAAUGGAGAUGAAGAUUUAGAGAAUGGAAGGGAGAGAGAUGACAUCGGAUUGGGGUUGAGCCAUUCAAGUUUCUUUACAAAUGCCAGAUUGUCAACAUGGAGAGAAAGAGAGACAGAGAGGGAGAGAGACAGAGGGACAGCAGUGAAUAGAAGCAUAUGCACUCCAGAACCAAAUCAGCUCUCACUUCCUACUGCUGAAGCGAUUUUUGCCAAUAGUGAAUUCUCUGGUUUGGACAAUGGAUCUGACGUUGAACUUAAUGGACAGAGUUGUAAUGCCACAGCAUUGGCCGGUGGUCCAAGUGUGGGUGGCUGCGGCUCCGGAGAGAUGGAGGCAUCCGUGACGACGGUGAUAGAGGGAGGUGAAGGCACUCCUGGGGAUUGUGGGCCACUGCUCUUCCACCCAAACUGUGGGCAGCGUGCAGCCGUGGUCAAUGGAGGACGCACCGCGUUGCGGCCAAAUGCCUUGGAAGAUUUUAACCACGGGGUGGUUCUCUCGAACCGACCGCUCAGGCCGGGAGAGCGAUUUGAAGUGCGCAUCGACCGCAUGGUGGACAAGUGGGCGGGCUCCAUCGAGGUCGGCGUGACCACUCACUCGCCCGUGCGCAUUGCGCUGCCCUCAACCAUGACCAACAUGCGCUCUGGCACGUGGAUGAUGACUGGGAAUGGAGUGAUGCACAACGGAACCACCAUUCUGGACGACUAUGGGCAUAACCUGGAUCGCCUGCGGGCGGGGGACAGUGUGGGAGUGAUCCGCCAUGUGGACGGUGCACUCCACUUGCUGGUGAACGGGGAGGACCAGGGCCGCGCAGUCAUUGGGGUUCCACCGUGCGUGUACGCCGUGCUCGACCUCUAUGGGCAGGCGGCCCAAGCCACCAUCCUUGACUCCACACACGACAUGCCACCACUGCCGGACGAUCUGUCCGACACGCACACCCACCCCACCCCGUGCACCCCUCCGCUCUCCUUGUGCGACUGCGGCAAUGGUCCGGCGCGGUGCGACCUGGUCUUCGCUCACUUUCACGGCACCAACGCCGUCAUCACCAACGGCGGUCGCACUGCCCUGCGCCAGAACCCACGUGCCGAGUUCAAUGACGCCAUCGUCAUCACGAACCGACCGCUGCGGGAUGGAGAGUUGUUUGAGAUUGUCAUUGAGAAGAUGGUGGACAGAUGGUCUGGCUCCAUAGAAGUCGGUGUCACUGCAAUUCUUCCCGAGGAGCUCCACUUUCCAAACACAAUGACAGAUAUCGACCAUGACACCUGGAUGCUGAGUGGCACAGCCAUCAUGCGUGAUGGUAACACGGUGUGCAACAGCUACGGGAGCGACCUGGACCGCCUGGGGUUUGGCUCACGGAUCGGCAUGCUGCGCUCCCGCCACGGCGCGCUGCACUACUUUAUCAACGGCGUGGACCAGGGCCCCGCCGCCACGGGCCUCCCUGCCGAGGUGUAUGCGGUGGUCGACCUCUAUGGCCAGUGUGCCCAAGUGAGCGUCACGGCCUCCAGUGGAGUGGUGGACAACAGCUUGUCGAGCAGCGUGGUCACUCACCUCUCGCUGCCCGAGGACUCGCCGCGCUUGCUGGGCGUGGCACACAGGCUACACGCGUGCUGUGGGAAAGGCAUCGUGCUGCGGAGAGAGGGACGCUCGGCUCUACGCCUGCAUGGUUAUGCACACGGCCUGCUCUUCAGCGCCGCGGAACUACGCACCGGGGAGCUGUUUGAGGUGCAGGUGGACGAUGUGAACGAUCUGUGGGCGGGCACGCUGCACGCCGGCCUCACCUCUCUCUCCACCUCCGACCCAGCUCGACUCGCGCCCUCAGCUCUGCAGCUUCGAUCAAAGUUCACAUGGCUGGUGGUGGGUUCGGAGGUGAGAUGCAAUGGAGUCACACAGAGGCAGAACUAUGGCGCUACACUGGACAGACUACGCGUGGGUAACAGGGUUGGAGUGAAGCGCUGUCACGAUGAUACGAUGCAUCUCGUCAUUGACGGCAAGGACAUGGGGCCUGCAGCCACUGGGGUGCCAGCGGGCGUGCACGCCGUGUUUGACCUGUACGGCACCGUGACAUCGGUGACGGUCACUAGCACGGGCUGUGCCCUCGUGUGCGCCAGUCCGGAGAAGAUCCCCGGCACUGUCUCCGCUCUCCAGCCCACCCUGCCGGAAUUGGCUUGCUCCGCGUGGGAGUCGCCCGUGUUUGUGGACGGGAGGAACCUGCUGCUGUCCAACCACAAUCGCACGGCAACGCGCCGGGACGGCUGCUCGCAGGCGGUGGCCAGGACGGCGCACGUGCUGCCCCGCCAGUGCCUGCUACAGGUGUGUGUAGACCGCCUGUCCCACGAGUGGUCAGGCUCGCUGUGUUUGGGGAUGGAAAGUGUCAGUGAAGGCCACUCUCCAACGGCGCACACCCCAACGGCGCGCACCCCCUUGGCGCGCAGCCCUGCGACGCCGCCCUCUUCAAUCGUGCAGGGGGGCCGGCAGCAGAGCUGGCUGAUCCGCGGCCGUGCUGUCUACCACAACUCCACCAAGAUCCGGGACGGCUACGGGCCGGGCCUCGACUCGCUGGCAGAGGGCACGCGCGUUGGCCUGCUCGUCGACGCGCUUGGAGCGUUGCACCUGUACGUGAACGGCGUCGACCAGGGAGCGUGCGCCGCCCACGUCCCCGUGAACACCCGCGUCGCCGUGCACCUCUACGGGUGCUGUCUGAAGGUUACCCUGGUGACGGACGAGGGUGCGUGCGGGGAGGAAGGCUGUGAAGAUAGAGAGAAAGCCGACAUGGUGGACGGCUUGAAGGAAGGCGUUUUGAGACCUCCAGCGUGUGUUGACGGAAGCGUCCUCCGAGCCGUCUGCGAUUACCAGGCGGUUUGCGUGCGGUUCAGGGACCUCCUGGCUCUCCCAGGAGGCUUCUUCACGCCGUGCGUGUCGUGCUUCUGCACGUCAUGUUGCCACCUACGUGACGAUGAAGCGUAUCGCACGAGGGGAGAACCACCACGGGACUACAGCCUGCCUCUCGGAUGGGUACACUUCACUCUCCGGACGAAUCCCCGUAGCGACGCGACCUUCCUGAAGCGGUGGCACGUAGCCUAUCAUGGGGCCAGCAUAGGUGAUGUUCGGCGCUCACUCGACCACGGAGAGCUGUAUGCAGCUUCAAAAUGCCCCCUCUUUGCACAGAAGAUGAAGGCAGAUGAAAGCGGUGCGCACACGGCCACUGAAGGCCAGGCUGCGGGCCAGGGUGACGUCGUAACGGGGCUGCUCACGGCGGCCGUGCGACUGUCUCCAUCUCUCCCGCAUGCGAGCCGCGACUGCAGCUACAUCACGUUCCGCGACCCCAAGACUCAGAGCAUGCACGGGGCUCAGGUGGCUUUCCAGGUGUGCGUGCGGCCCGGAGCUUACAAGUACAGCGCUCACCCGGCCGUGAACACGGGACACGCCGCACACCCCUUCCAGCCCGCACGCAGCGCGCACGCGUUGACGAACACGUACCCGCCGCACACACAGUCUGCCGCCACGCACUCGAACAUACACGCGCCCGACACGCGCUUCCCCAGCUCGGAGAUUGAGUGGUUCACCAAAGAGAGGGGCUCCACCAUCAUCACAGCCUUGCUCAUUCGUGUGGAGUGACCGUUUUACAGACGCCACUUCCGAGAUCCUUGGACGUAUCGCUCCCGGCCGAUUUUGUCCGACAGUUGUGCAGCGUGAAUGAUGCUACCACGACUGCGCGAUUUCCGAGCAAACGCGUAAAAGACACAGCGGUGUUGCUCUUCUCGGAGCCAUGCGAUUGUCCUGAAGCAGCUGUGCUCAGUCGACUGUGACUGGCAAUGAUGGAAUUAAGUGACGCUGAAAAUAGCAGGAAGCAACUCGUUUACAGCAUGGUGCAAUAGCGAAUAUUUCACCAGUAGUUACCUUCCUAGAGGCACCAGCCUGUAGAUUUGUGUACAGUUAAUGACCUAGAUAUUUCUGCCAUAUGUGUAACACCACUGAUGUCUACGGAAUUUUGCUGUUUAAUACUCGGAGUCAAAAGCUCGCCAUGAAACUUGCUAGUAUUUAUUUAGCUUAAUAGCAAUAUUUGUUUAAUGGGGCAGUAUAGCAGUUGCAACAAGUGGCGUUGGAAAGGAUGCCCUUGACCUCGAUAAGCACUCUGACUUUUCAUUAAAGAUGUUGAUUAGUAUUAUGUCCUUGGCCGAUACGAACAAGCACGCUCAUCGUUAUCAGUGCAGGACCAUGGCCAGGUUGCAUCCUUUUGAUGCUCGGAUGCAACAAAAAUGAGCCCAGAACCUCGUGCUCUGACAGGUGGCCCGAGAACAACAAAACACGUUGAAUUACAAACACACUUUAACAUUCGUGAAAAUCUGAAUAAAUUACCUCGUACACAGGCCCUGUGAGUUUACGCAUUGUUUUCCGAAACCAUCUGUAUAUGGGGAUCAUACACACAGGCUGGGUGACUGCACAAAUGGCUCAAUAUACCACGUGUACUCCAGAAGGCUUGGGACAUUUAUCUGCAUGUGCAUUCAUAAUCAUAGCCCACUCAUAACGUUGUUCCGGUUUCUGAGCUUGUGCAUUUUAGAAGCUGAUUUUUGAAGCCGAAUAUUUUAGGCAGAGAGCAGAUUCUCACGGUUGGCUGCAUGCACCGGCUGGACAGGGAGCGGGGGGUCGUUCAUCCUCCCGAGUGGAUCACACGGACGGUCUUCCUUGUGCGUGGAGCUGCCGCUUCAGCGGUCCCCGCUGUCUCCACAGCUCAGUGCGAGCCUCAGCUGCAGCCCUUCCCACCUCCGCUGCUUUUUUCUAUCCUGCCCACAAUGGGAAUCUUGCAGACAUAAGUAUCAAUAACCACUCUUCACUUUGGGGUUUAGCGACCAAGGGGAAUGUCCAACAGUAGAUGGCGGGAUACUACUCGAGCGCAUCAAUGGCACUGUGUGAGUCUACAGCCAGAUUGUGGGAUACUGUUAGGGCAGAUCUUGGAGGUCAUGUGUCUCCCUGUGCAGCUGCUACGGAUAUGUUGGCAAGCGAGGUGCGGUUGUGGCAUCAAUCGCUUUGUCCAUGAUGACAUCUAGUUGGUGAUGUAUUGAGAGGUGGCAGUCAAGUCCUAGACAUGACGAUUGAUGUGAAUUCCGUUCACUCUCGAGGUUGUUACCCGUCGCAAGUGCCUCACAUUGUCACAGCCACGUGUAUUGUUCUGGUGCCUUAUGCAUUAAAUUCUUGGAACGGAGCGUGGAGACGAUAUGAGACCGGUUUUAAAUGGCAUUGCACCACAAUUUACACGGUUGAACCUUUUAAAAUAAGCAGUCGUCUUUCAUUGAACUAUUGCCAACAUGCAAAUGUUGCAACAGAUUUAUACUCGUGCGCGUGAUGGGACAUGGCUGCUAGAGGUUGAGCGCAGAUUUAACCGCAUACAGCACGCGAGGUGACGCGAGCAAGCGCCACGUGGGUGCAUGCGCAGCACACGUGUGUGUGCACCCGCUGCGCAUGCACGUGUGUACCACAUGCUUACCCCACGUGCAUCGUCGUGUUUGCCGUGCGUGCACGUCAGUGGGCUGGCUAGUGACGUGCAAUGAUUCUCUUUGCUAUUUAUAUAAAACGGUCGUAUGUGUAACAUAACCAAGUACAGAGGGAGCGACGUUAUUAAUACGUACAUUUAUUUACAAUUGCUUAUCCGAAUGAUUUAUUGAACGCUGAUUGUUAACGAAACUGGAAUUGUUGGUGUCGUGUGCAAUAAAGAUUAAUAUUCACGUUU